Molecule: messenger RNA, 396 nt
Organism: Macrosiphum euphorbiae (potato aphid)
Lineage: Eukaryota; Metazoa; Arthropoda; Insecta; Hemiptera; Aphididae
Source: the annotation of a GenBank genome assembly
AUGCAUUUGUUUGUACGUGGUCAAAAUGUACAUGCUUUGGAAUGUCAAGGAUUUGAGAAUAUUUCACAGAUCAAGAACAAAUUGGCUGCUUUGGAAGAUAUUGAAGAAAAUUUAAUUUCAUUGUAUAAUCAAGGUCAACCACUUAAUGACAACCAAAUUGUUGGAGAAUUAAACAACUUCAAUAUUGAUUUCAUUGUUCCAUUGCUUGGAGGCAAAGUUCACGGAUCCCUGGCUCGUGCUGGUAAAGUUAAGGGACAAACUCCAAAAGUUGAGAAAGUUGAAAAGAAAAAGAAGAAGAAAACUGGACGAUCAAAGAGACGUAUUCAGUACAACAGACGUUUCGUAAAUGUUGUUCAGACUUUUGGACGCAGGAGGGGACCAAAUGCCAACUCUUAA